This is a messenger RNA of Clarias gariepinus (North African catfish), 1276 nucleotides long. Its product is annotated as class I histocompatibility antigen, F10 alpha chain-like. The transcript has 4 exons. Gene Ontology annotation, biological process: immune response. The record is from RefSeq and is a predicted model, not a curated record. The coding region runs from base 273 to 1184 and encodes 303 amino acids. Lineage: Eukaryota; Metazoa; Chordata; Actinopteri; Siluriformes; Clariidae. Gene Ontology annotation, cellular component: external side of plasma membrane.
CUGCUUUUACUUUCAGUAUAACCCUGCACUGCUGAGUUCUUCUCAGAGACUGAUGACGCGCCCGAAUCCUGAGUUCUGAUUGGUCAGAGCGCUGGGUAUAAAAGCCCCGCCUUCUUUGCGCAGAGAAUUCCCGCUGAACCCCGGACAGGACAGAGUGUGGAGUGUUUAUCUCAUCUAUAAACUAGAGUUUUACCCGAGGAUUAAAUAUGUGAGAACUUUUUAAAGAUUAUUAUUAAUUUUCUCUUUUACUGUGAGAGACUUUAGACUGAGAGAUGUGUCACUGCAGUGUAGUUAUAAAAACUCUGAUUUACCUCAUAUUUUCUCUUCAUCUUUCAUCAGCAGUCACACACACUCUGCAGCACGUCUUAACUGGAGUUACAUCAGGAAUAAAUUUCCCAGAGUUCACCGCUGUGGGUCAGGUGGACGGACAGGAGUUUGAGUACUAUGACAGUAAGAUCAAGAAGGCGAUCCCAAAGACGGAGUGGAUACAGAAUGAGGGAGACGAUUAUUGGAGCGGUCAGACACAGAUUGCAGAGGGUCAGCAGGAGAACUUCAAAGUCGAUAUGAGUACACUGAUGGGUCGUUUUAACCAGACUAAAGGAGUUCACACAGUACAGAGGAUGUACGGCUGUGAGUUGGAUGAUAACGGCACCACUAGAGGAUACAUGCAGUACGGUUAUGAUGGAGAAGAUUUCGUGACCUUUGACCUGAAGACUCUGACCUGGAUCGCUGCAACACCUCAGGCUGUGACCACCAAGAACAAGUGGGAUCAGAAUAGUAGAAGGAUUAAUAUCUAUAAGAACUACUUUGAGAAGGAGUGUAUCGACUGGAUAAGGAAAUAUGUGUCAUACGGCAGAGAGACUCUGGAGAGGAAAGUUCAACCCGAGGUGUCAGUGUUCCAUAGACACUCGUCUCCCUCUCCAGAGGUGGUGUGUCACGCUACAGGUUUCUUCCCCAAAGCAGUGAUGAUCACCUGGCAGAAGGACGGAGAGGACGUGCAUGAGGACGUGGAGCUCAGAGAGACGUUACAUAACCAGGAUGGAAGCUUCCAGAGGAGAAGCAUUCUAAAGGUUUCAGCUAAGGAGCUGCAGAAACACACCUACACCUGCGUGGUUCAGCACAGCAGCUUGGAGAAGGAGAUUCGAAUAGACGUAACAAAAGGUCCUAAUAAACUAGAGCUGUAGAGAGUGAAAGCUGAUUUCUUGCUGCAGCAGAUAAUAAAGACUCUGUGCUGAUUUAACAGGUAGAGCACGGACUGCUAUGAUCAUCAUCCACA